Messenger RNA from Necator americanus (New World hookworm), 414 nucleotides. RefSeq lists its product as uncharacterized. NCBI's taxonomy places the organism in Eukaryota, Metazoa, Nematoda, Chromadorea, Rhabditida, Ancylostomatidae. The record is from RefSeq and is a predicted model, not a curated record. The coding region runs from base 1 to 414 and encodes 137 amino acids. The transcript is spliced from 3 exons.
AUGACUGACCCCUACGGUUCAAUAAUAGCAGCAACAAUUGCGACAAUUUUUUGUUAUCGGAGAGUGAGGAUAAGGCCACGUUCUCCACUCAAUUACAAUCCAGACGAUCCAUCCACAUUCCCCGUUGAAGAGAAGAAAAAAGCGGAAGUAAAGGAGAUAAAGGAGAAGAGGGAGAAGAGGGAGAAAAAGAGCGGUCGGAAAGAAGCGAAAAAUAAGUCCAAAGAGACCGAUAAGGCUCCGGUGGUUGGUAUGAGGACUACACCCGAAGCUGGGGGAACACCUGCGGAAGGGUCUGAUGCAGACAGAAGAGAAGCAGAUGAUCUGGAAACUGUCAAUAUGAUGAAGAGCGCAUGGGGCGAAGUGCAAGAGCAAAACAAGGCGACAGACAGUCGAAUGAAAUCAGUCGAUCAGUAA